AAUCAUUAAAUUGAAUGGCAAUAACAAUGGGAGAUGCUGCAAAACCUUGUUUUGCCAAACAAAAUAAGGAACAGGAAAUUUUACGUGAAGAAUUAAAAGGGAAUCCCUUACAAAAAGACUACCAAGUCAUGGAUGAUUACAGAAAUGGUCAUAGCAAUAAAAUAGAUAUCAGCCUUCAGAAGAAAAAGGGAACACCAGCUCGUUAUGGAAACAGUCCCAGACGAGGGCCACGUAGUGUUUUGAGUUGCCCAAAUUCACUUAAAAACAUAUGUCACAAUCAAGGGUCAAAGUUACUUGAUAUCCAAGAAGACCAAAUGAAGAAGUGGAUAUCUGAUGACCAUUGUGAUAGUUCUGACAGCUGGAGAGAGUACAGAUCUGCAGUCUGGAUUCCCAUGCUUAAUAGGACAAGAAAGGACUCUUUUCAGGAGGUCGAAGGUGCAGGAAACAGAAAUGUAAGAAGACAACUUCAGAAAGACUUAACAAGUGAAGACAUUUCAGACAUGCAGAAAGGAAGCUCUGAAAUGAAGAAGCAUAGGAAACCAAGAAGAUCAAGAAGAACUAGAAAAGAUGAGUAUGAUCAAGAUGAAGUGGAUGAUCCUGUCAUAAAUGAAUCUGUGCUGUUGGCAAAGGACCUUCUUGGGUUGCAGCAAGCUGAAGAAAGAUUGAAGCAAGACUGCAUUUAUAGACUGAAGAAGCAACCUCAAAGCUACCCAUCAGCAAAAUACACCUGCAAAUUGUGUGAUGUUUUGAUCGAGUCAGUGGCUUUUGCUCAUAAGCACAUGAAAGAGAAAAGACACAAGAAAAGCAUAAAGGAAAAGAAAGAGGAACAGCUGCUGACUACCUUGCCUCGUCCAACACCUUCCCAAAUACAAGCUAUUGGUGUCACCAUUGAAAAUGUAGUGCAAGAGUUUGGCUUAAAUAAUAAAGAUUUAGAAGAAAGGCUCAAAAUUAAAACAACGAUGGAAAACUUAUUGCAUCAAAAAUUGCCAGAGGGCUCAUUGAGAUUGUACGGCUCCUCCUGUAGCAGAUUUGGUUUCAAAACUUCAGAUGUAAACAUAGAUAUCCAGUUUCCUGCCAAUAUGGCUCAACCAGAUGUUCUCUUACUUGUGCAAGAAAGUCUAAAGUACAGUGAAUCUUUUAUUGAAGUUGAUGCAGAUUUCCAUGCUAGAAUACCAGUGGUGGUGUGCAGAGAAAAGCAAAGUGGUCUUAUUUGUAAAGUAAGUGCAGGGAAUGAGAAUGCUUGCCUGACAACAAACCAUUUGGCUACGCUUGGGAAACUAGAACCUACUGUUGUACCUUUAGUGAUUGCCUUCAGAUACUGGGCAAAGCUGUGCUGUGUUGAUUGUCCUGAAGAAGGAGGCUUGUCACCUUAUGUAUUUGCUUUAAUGGUUAUCUUCUUUCUGCAACAGAGGAAAGAGCCAUUUCUACCUGUUUAUUUGGGAUCAUGGAUUGGAGGAUUCUCAUUAAACAAACUAACAAAUUUUAAUCUUAAAGAAGUUGAGAAUGAUACUGUGGUUUGGGAGCAUAACCCCAUUGAUGAUUCUGAUUCACCGAAAGAAACUUCUCCUAAAAAUGGCAAGGUUCCCUUAGUAUUUGAUUCAGGACACCAGUGUUCAGCGCCAGUUGGGCAGCUCUGGGUAGAGCUGCUUCGUUUCUAUGCCUUGGAGUUUAAUUUGACUGAUUUGGUUAUUAGCAUACGGCUCAAAGAAACAGUGUCUCGUGAAUUAAAGGACUGGCCUAAGAAGCGCAUUGCUGUGGAAAAUCCAUAUUCGGUCAAAAGGAACGUGGCAAGAACUCUGAACAGCCAGCUAGUGUAUGACUAUAUUCUUCACUGCCUGAGAGCAACAUACAGGUAUUUUGCCUUGCCUCGCAAAAAAACCACAAAGUUCAUCAAAAAAAGCCCUCUAAAUGCCAGUGAGGAGAAAUCCCACAUGCUGGACCCUGAAAAAGAUGCUAUAAAGCAUGAAAACUCUGAAUUGCAAAGCUUGGAUGGCAAAACAAACAGAGCAAGAGUAGAUGAUUGCAUAAUUGAGAGUACUGGUAUCCCUCAAGCACAUAGUUUUGAAAGAUCAAUUCUAUGUGAUGGCUCAGAAAGCUUGACAGAAGAACUGGCUGAUGAUACAAGUCAUUUGGGAAUUGCCCAUGAAGAUUUGGACUGUGUAAUUAAAGAAAUUAUUUCUGGAGGUAAUGAAGACUUUAAACCAAGUUGUGAAGAGACAGAGAGUGGGAAUGAAGAGGAAGAUGAGGAAGAACAAGAAAGAAGAUGGAGUAAUAACUUGAUGACUACUGAUCAGGGAAUAGAUGAAUGUAGUGAAAAUGGGGAUCUCCCCGUUACAGUGAAUGAGCACGAUAUAGAAACAUGCAGUACUUUAGGCUUUGAAGGUUUUCAAAACACUGCAUUUACAGAGAUUGAAUUUGGUUUAGAGUGCAGUGGUAUAAUGGAUGAUAAGGUUGAUGUUGACGAGGAGAGCACUGAAGGUACUGAUGAACUAGAUGAAUCCCCAAACAAAUUCAUACCUUCAACACAGAAUCGGUUAUCCGAAAUGAUUAACUCGGAUGAUGAGGAAGAAUCAUGUCUUCUAAACCAGACAAAGUGUGAUGAUAUCAGAAGAGCUGAAGGUGAACUACAUAACACAUACACUGGAUCUGGAGAUGAGGAUGCACUGUCUGAGGAAGAGGAGGAUUUGUCCAUCCCUAUUAAAUAUGAAGACAAGCGUCUCAAAUCAAAAAUGGAUGGACCUCCGAGGAUCAAUUUGAGUCAAGAGGAUCUUACUGAGACAAGAAGCUCUUUUGAAGAGAACACAGCUAUAGAACAGUGUUUAGACUCUGAACUUGUUUAUGAAUUCAGUAAACCAGCUUUUACAAAGGGCAAGUCUCCUACAGUAGUAUGUAGCUUGUGCAAACGGGAAGGUCACUUGAAGAGGGAUUGUCCGGAAGACUUCAAGAAAAUUGAGCUAGACCCACUGCCAGCGCUGACACCUAAAUUUUCAUUUAUUUUAGAUCAAGUUUGUGUCCAGUGUUACCAGGAUUUUGCUCCAAAUAUUGUAGAGGAUCAGGCUCGGGAACAUAUACGACAAAAUUUAGAAAACUUCAUUAGACAGGACUUUCCAGGAACCAAGCUGAAUUUGUUUGGCUCCUCCAAAAAUGGUUUUGGCUUCAAACAAAGUGACCUUGAUAUCUGUUUGACAGUUGAUGGACUUGAAACGGCUGAGAGCCUUGAUUGCAUCAGAAUCAUUGAAGACUUAGCAAAAGUUCUCAAGAAACAUUCAGGUCUAAGGAAUGUCUUGCCUAUAACAACUGCUAAAGUCCCAAUUGUCAAAUUCUUCCAUGUCAGAAGCGGUCUUGAAGUAGACAUCAGUUUAUAUAACACUCUGGCCUUGCAUAACACAAGACUCCUGUCAUCAUAUGCAGCCAUUGAUCCUAGAGUAAAAUAUCUAUGCUACACAAUGAAAGUUUUUACGAAGAUGUGUGACAUUGGAGAUGCAUCUCGAGGUAGCCUUUCUUCUUAUGCAUAUACUCUUAUGGUGCUUUAUUUUCUUCAACAGAGAAAUCCACCUGUUAUCCCUGUUCUUCAAGAGAUCUACAAAGAUCCAAAGAAGCCUGAAAUCUUAGUUGAUGGCUGGAACGUUUAUUUCUUUGAUAAGAUAGAAGAGUUGUCUGUUGUUUGGCCAGAAUGUGGCAAAAACACUGAAUCUGUUGGGCAGCUGUGGCUGGGACUUCUCCGUUUCUACACAGAGGAAUUUGAUUUUAAAGAGCAUGUCAUAUGCAUUAGGAGAAAAAAUCUACUCACAACUUUCAAAAAGCGGUGGACUUCUAAAUACAUUGUAAUUGAAGAUCCCUUUGACCUGAACCACAAUCUUGGAGCUGGAUUGUCAAGAAAAAUGACAAACUUUAUAAUGAAGGCUUUUAUCAAUGGGAGGAGGGUAUUUGGUACCCCUAUAAAAAUAUUCCCUAAAGAAUAUCCAUCAAAAAUGGAGUAUUUCUUUGAUCCAGAGGUACUGACAGAAGGAGAAUUGGCACCGAAUGAUAGGUGCUGCAGAAUUUGUGGUAAAAUUGGCCAUUUCAUGAAAGAUUGUCCCAUGAGAAGAAAACUGAGGCGGCGACAUGAUUAUGAAGAGAUCAAAACCCAAAGAUGCACAGAAAACAAAGAGAAAAGAAGCAAAGAGGACAAAGAAAUUCAGAAUAAAACAACAGAAAGAGAAAGCUCAAUCAAGGAGGGAAAGUUGCAGCUAUGUACACCUCAGAAGAGCAAACUAGCAAGGGGAAUAGUAGAAACUGGAAGAGACAAGACUCCCAGGCAAUCAGUGGAGAAGUGGAAGUGCCUAGAAGACAGAGACUUGAGAGAAAAAUGCUGUUUUCUCUGUGGAAGAGGUGGUCAUAUUAAAAAAGAAUGCCCACAGUAUAAAGGAGCUACAGGUAGUUCAAAAUCAGAAGUGUUGUGUGGAUCCUCUUCUUUACCCAGUGCUGCUAAACAUGUUGGUAGAUUGAAUCAGGGAAUGCCUAUACAUGAAGAAAAAAAGAAACAAAAAGGAAAAGUGUUUUUGAGUCCCCAAUCAGGUUUGUAUCUCUUAAUUCAGAAAUUCAGUGUAAAAGCAUGUCUCUUGCUUUCCCCAUCAAUCCCUAUGGGAACUCUGCCCAAUAUGUUGAACACAGCAGCAGUCCAGAUAGGUUGCUAGGUAAUUCUGAAGUGAAGCCAUUUUUUCUAACUGAAAAAGUGUACAGGUUUUUUUGGUUUUGUUUUGGAAGUGAAACUUGUAAGGCAUGCCAGUUUUCUCUGUAAUUUGUUCUUUAGUGAGCUCCAAUAGAUUUAUUUUGCAGAUUGAUGUAUUGGGUUUUAUCCAUUUCUCUCUUAUCCUUCCUGUUUUGGCAUAUAUGGGGUUCUGUGUUUCUCUUCAGGGACCACAUGUGGAGCACUUUCUUGUGGGGCUUCCUCAGAAUAAUCAUCUAAAAUUCCACGUGAUAGCUAACUUUAGUCUAUGGAAGCACAUCCUUUGUCUGAGCUGCCAGCAUGCACAAAAGUUAAUUAUACUGGCAAGCAACAGUCAGAUCAUGACAAAGGCUUUUAUGUGCUGUCUCUGGAUCAGAGAUGUGUGUAUUGUUAGAUGUAUGGUUGCAACUGCAGCUUGCUUACAAUAAUUUUACACACUUAACUCAUUUAAUGGUACAAUGAAGAUUUUUUAAAACUGCUUUUUUAAUUACCUUGAGUCUUGAAUGCAACUCUGCAAACCUUCACAUAGCUCUCAUUUGGGGCAUCUAAAGGGGGAAUUAAAUAAACAGUGUUCACAAACUUCUGAAAACUAAACUGCAAUCAAGUGUCUCAAAUUAAAUUCUCAAUUUUGGAGUAUUUUCUAUUUUCACUACUUCUCAA
This is a messenger RNA of Struthio camelus australis, 5368 nucleotides long. The record is from RefSeq and is a predicted model, not a curated record. NCBI's taxonomy places the organism in Eukaryota, Metazoa, Chordata, Aves, Struthioniformes, Struthionidae.